Molecule: messenger RNA, 4731 nt
Organism: Schistosoma haematobium
Lineage: Eukaryota; Metazoa; Platyhelminthes; Trematoda; Strigeidida; Schistosomatidae
Exons: 7
Coding region: 788-1099 (103 amino acids)
Source: RefSeq, a predicted model, not a curated record
AUCCAAUCAGAAAGAACCAAAUUAACACUUAAAAAUCUAUAUAAACUCAACAAGAUCUAACAAGAAUUAUCAUCGUUUUGGACAAUAUGAUGAUGUGAGUGUUGACUGUACAGUUGAGACAAAUGAGCGUGUUAUAUGAAUUUCAAUGUGAUCUAAUGAGACAACGUUGUUUUGUUCAUCUGAACUACUUCAGAUAUAAUUUUUCAUCUGGCCGGUUCAUACUGCUGAGUUCGGUUAUCGUAAUAAUUUCAACAUUUUUUGAUUGUCAUGAAAUUUGCAAGAAUCCUGGACUGUUGAAAUAUAGAAAAUUAAUUUUUGGAGACGACUCACAUGAAUACUCUCAUUAUUAUUACUAUUUCCAGACAAUCCGCCGUAAUCAGCCUUCUCCAGUUGUAAAUGACAAGUUUGUAAAAUUGGCUAAAGGUGAGAACUUCACUGCGAAAUUUCAGUUUAAAUUCUACGGCACAGAAGUCAGUGUAAUAAAUACAUACACUAAUGGUAAGAGAAUCAUUUUCUUCGAACGAAAAUUGUUACUGAGUUUUGCUUAUUGAUACUUCAUUCCAUGAAUCAAAGUUGUUUCAAUUUCUUCAGUAAAUCAGUUUUAUGCUCUUUCUAACAUUUAAAACUACUACUGAUAUCAUAUUUUGUUCAGCUUGUAAAUAAUUUGACGCCUUACAGCAAACUAAUUGCGGUUCAUGCAAUUCAUUUUAGUCUCCAGUUUAUUUCAAAGUGUUUCCUUCAUUCACUGCAGAUUGUCAAUCAAAGUGCAUAUUUUUAUUCAGAUAAGAUGGGUGCAUUAAAAGUGAAAGGAAAUAAUGGAUCAGGAAUGAUUUUCACUUACUUACAAAACGGUGUGGUGUCUGAAUAUCAGAUUUCGAAUGGGAAGAAAUUAUUGGCUGUCCGAAUGAUUUUUCACCGAAACGUUGAUGGUAAAAAUGUUGAAUUGAAGGUGUUAAAUCUCAUACAUCCAAGCGGGAAGAUAUCAAUUUAUUAUGAGAACGUUCCUGAGGAAAUGGGGAAAAAUGAAUUGAGAUCGAACGUUUACGGUCGAUUUGAGUGUGGAGGUAACAAAUGUCAUUUAUAUUCUGAUUUACACUGAAAUACAUGAACAACCAUCUGUUAGACUAAUGUCGCUCUCUUUUUGUAACUUAUUUUCUGUGUAUCAACACAUGUCAUGUCACAUGAGAUAAAGAGUCAUUGGAUAUUUGAAGGAAUAUUUCGCAUAUGUUUACUGAUUGACUGAUCCAGACAGGGAUAUAUGAACAACCAAAUUAGGUAGAUGAUACAGCCAUUAUUUUAUUCACUUACUCACUGUUCAAGUCGUCAAACCUGUAGUCCUUAGUUUUAUACUACUCAAUACAAAAGGAAGCAUAUUUUGUCGAACAGGACUCAUAGUUGUUUUACACAAUGCUGAAACUUCACGCUAAGCUGAAAUGGUCGUAUGUUGUUGAAAGGUGAAGCUGAGUUCCAAGGCAAGCGUUUAGUGUAAGUGAUUAGGUUGGAUGCAGUCUAUAAUAAUUGGAUGUGAGAAAGUGUAUUAAGCAUUUGGUUAAGAGUUACCUGAUGAUCUGUUGCAAUGUGUUGCUGAGUCGUUUCACAGUAAACCUCAAUGUUGAUAAUUUGUGAAAUUAUUUCUAAUGAGCUUAACAUAUAUUUUAAAGAUGUUGCACUGACACGCUUAUAACACAAAUUCAGAAACUUAACGACAUCAUCUUUCAUUUACUGGUUAGACGAUGACCGCUUUCGAAACCAAAUGUGAUUUAAAGCAUAUUGCGUGAAAAUGCUGUUUGACCAUUAUUGUAUUCAUGAUAAGAUAUUAAACUGUUUCUUAUUUUGAUUGCUUCUUAUACGAGCAAACACAUUGUUAUACAUAAAUCGAAAAUCAAUAUUUUAAGUUUCUUCAUCCGUAAACCUUAUUUGAACAAGGACUGAAACAUUCUAAUAUUUAUGUUGAUGGAAGAUGGAUCAAAACUAAAACGUUGGUCGAGUAUGAAGUUGCCGGGGGUAUGUUCAAUAUUAUUUUAUCAUAGUUGACUAUUCUCACACUUGGUUGCACAAUUUCUGUUUCGUAAAAUUGAAGAGUUCAUGUAUAAUUUUGGUCAGUUGUUAAAUGAUAUUUAACCAUCAAUCUCAACUCUCGUCACAUCAAACGUCUACUCACUGCUGGAUAUUUAAAAUGAUUAGAGACACAUUUUGAACCACGAUACAAGUCAUCACUUUGAUGAAAUUUACUUAGACAAAAUGCCACAAAACGAUAGACCUGAUGAUAUAAGUCAGUCAGUUAAUUUUGCAUUGACUUGACAGUGUCAUUUAUUUUUUUCAUUUGGAACUUAUGAUAGUGAAUUUCCACGAGGUGUCGGAAUCGCGGAGACGCUAUGGAAUUUUAAAUAUGCUGAAUGCAAUAGCAUAAUUUCCAAAAUCUUUACUUUAUCCUAUUCGAACGGUAAAUUGAAGGUAUAUACAAGUUACUUGUAGGAUUUUAAUUUAUCAUUGUCAGGAGAUAUUAAUACAGUAUCAAAAAUACUGACGAUUUUCAUGGAAUGGGUAUGUUUUCUUUCUGGUGAAUACUUAAGUGAAUAAACAUAAACGUUAUUCAGUUCAUAUUAAGGCGUGGGAUACAACCCAUCUUUCAGUCAUUAAACUGACAUCAUGAAAUGAAAUUCAACAAACAUCAAGUGCAACACGCUUUGCUGAAUGCAGUGACAGCACAGUAUGUACAUUCCUGAAAGUUCACAGUCAAUGAAAUCCACGAAAUUUGCUCGCCGAAACUCAUCGUUCAUUAUCGAACGUAGUUUUGUUCAACAUCAACAUGAUGUCGUCAAAUGUGAGUGACAUUGAAAGUGUACUGUAUUUUGCGAUGCGCAAUAUGAUGACAAAUUCACGCUGAAUGAAACAGUCACUCAACUGCGAAAUUACCAUCAUGUCAUUGAGUUAAACGAGUUUCAAACCAAUUUGGUUCCUUAUAGUCACAUGUUUUUUAAUUCACCAAUGUUUUCUUUGAUAACUUGUAAUGCGAUCACCUUAUUGUUUUCACCAAAGUUUGUCCAAACCACAAGUCGAUUAAAGCAUGUAAGGGCGCAAAAACACCGAACACAAGGUGUAUUUGGUGUGAACAAGGCAAUAUGUGCAUUACCAGUAUUAAUAAGGAUACUGACAAAUUCAAAGUCAAUGGUUGCCGGAAUAAAAAUGUGACCGUAGAAACGAAUGAAAAUGAAAAGCAAAGAAAGUCUCGCAAUUACUCGUAUAUGAUCGUGCCAGUAGUUUUCACAUUCAUUGUCGUAUGCAUUGGAUGUGUCAUAGGAUUAUGGUUUUACAGAAAGAAGAGAAGUAUGCCAUGAUUCGCACAAACGCCUUCUUAUUUGUUGUUUUCAUCAAGCUGACUGUUAUUUUACUUUUCAUUUGAUUAAAACACUUUCGAUUAUGUUAAUCAUUUCAAUAAAUUGCUGAUUGUUUCAUGGAAAUACACACAAUAUUCAUGAUUGUUUGUAGAAUAUAUAAUAUGGUUUUCUGUGUUUAUGUGAUUGUUUUCAUUCGGUAAAAACUGAUUAGUUUUACAAGAGUUUACAGCAUUCCACUUGUGAAUUAACAGUAUCGUGUAUACGUGAUUAUGUGACAAUUGUAAUCAACAGUGAAUCCGUUGUGAAUGUCCAGUUUGAUGAAGUCUCACUACUGAAAAAUAUCAUUUGAAAGUGUCGAUGUUCGUUGUUUGAAACUGAAAUGUCGGAAUACCGCAUUGACAUUUAACGAUGCACCUCAUUCCUCCGUUAUUCGAUUAUCCACUGUUUAGUAAAAGCCUGAUGACAGACUAUUGUUAAUAAGGUGUUAUGAAUGGUGAUUAUGAAAUAAUUCUAUAGGGUUAAGCUGAUACUCAAGUAAUAAUAAGGAAAGAUGUAGGUUCAAUAAACUAGUAACAGUCCUGUCGUAGCAUUGCUAAAUAAGAUGACAGAUUUUAAAAACAAGCACACUGUAGUGUUACUGAUCGAUUAAUAGUCGGGAAUAUGAAGAAGGAUCCUCCAAAUAUUGCAAUGAUGGUUAUAAUAUUCUCUUUAUUGUUUAGGACUGAAAGCUGUCUUUGGAAAGACACUAACUGCAAUUUCCCUCACUAGCUUUCAAUGAAGAUUACGAUUCUUUAAUUAAAAAUGUCAUGGCUGCUUAUGUUAAAUGUUGUGAAGGGAUAAGAAGGCAGUCUUUGACAAUAAAUUCCUUUUUGUUGAAGCAAACUGACCAGUCUUCCCAAGUUUUGUGUGCAUAGUGUGCGAGUAACCUCGAGGGGAAUCUAGAACGCGCGUCUCUUCGUCCCAUUUGAGACUCGUCAGCUGCCUGCACCUGCAUCACAGAGUUGAUAUGUCACUGUGGUACUCGGACUCAGUAUUGUUUACUUCGAAAAUCGUCGCGUCAUCCCCUAAGCUAUCAACAUGUAUAUUCAUUGCCUUCUACACACAGCUCCAAUACACCAUAAUUGGGUGAACAGGGAUUAAUAAAUGUUUGUCCUGUGGCAAACUGCAUUCUCGGAACUCAUAUAUUGUUUGUGAUCCUGAACGUUCAAAUUGUUACAAAAUUAGAUACAUUAUGUCGGUAUUUUAGACUUAUUGAUGAUACCAGACCCCAUUAUUAAAUUCCAAUAUGAUUGGAGCCUUUUGUAAUAAUAUUUUGCUUUCAUCCACGAUUUUGAAUGCGCUUGCCACAUGUGAGAGCAAUUAAAUAUGUCUUUUUGUUCAUUCCGCAAUCCCA